AUGAAUGCAAAUGGAUCACAAAAUAGCGAGAGUAGCGAGAGCAGCGAGAAAGCUAUCGCUAGGCUUGUUUAUUUAAGCUUGUUUUCUAAGAAAAAAGAAAUCCAAAGGAAUGUUGUUACGACUUAUUUUGAUGUUAAUGCUGUCUUUGAAAAUCCAAUUUUACUUGUCGAAUCACAUGACCAAAUAAUCAAUCAAUUUCAUUUGCUUUCUGCGUUCUUCUAUGCUAUAACACCUGAAAUACAAUCAGUCACUAAUAGUAAAAUAGCAGGAAAUCAUCAUUUAGUAUGCAUAGAUGCUUUGAUUAAAUAUCGUUUCCCUCUUCAAUUUCCUUCAUUUCCGUGUUUGCGUAUAGUGUUUGGUAAAAAUAGUCAAUUUUGUAAUAACUGUAAUAAUGAAUUUACAUUGCGUAUAAUUUCAAGAUUUGAGUUUAACGAACAACACAAGAUUGUUAGACAUGAAGAUAUUUGGAGUUUAAAGGAUUUAUUGGAAUCUUUACCAGUUGUUGGAUGGAUAUAUGCAGAAAUCGCAAGAAAACUUACCGGAAUGGUUACUGGAGGUGUAGUUAUUGCUGUUAAAGAAUUGACGCAUGGGAUGAGCGGGAUAUUUGAUUUAUAG
Molecule: messenger RNA, 615 nt
Organism: Rhizophagus irregularis DAOM 181602=DAOM 197198
Lineage: Eukaryota; Fungi; Glomeromycota; Glomeromycetes; Glomerales; Glomeraceae
Source: RefSeq, a predicted model, not a curated record